This is a messenger RNA of Castor canadensis (American beaver), 2682 nucleotides long. The record is from RefSeq and is a predicted model, not a curated record. Lineage: Eukaryota; Metazoa; Chordata; Mammalia; Rodentia; Castoridae.
CCCUUUCCUGGCGGCCGGGUCUUUAACACCGCCCAGCGCACAUGUUGCGGGAGCCCAGGCAGCAGCAGCUGGGAGCGCACAGACGGCCGCCCGGCCGGAGCAAGGCGGGCGCUGCCGCGAUGCAGCAAAGCCAACAGCACUGGCAGCUUGGGCACUGCCGGGCUUCGGUGCCAGGCAGCCUGCUGGUUUGGCUGAUGCUGGCAUCUGCAGGCGCUGCAUCCUGUCCCGAUGUCUGCUGCCCCUUUGGUUCCUCGGGGCUGCGCUGCACCAGGGCUGGGACCCUGAAUAGUCUCCGACAACUGCUGGGUGCUGAGAACCUGACAGAGCUCUACGUGGAGAACCAGCAGCAUCUGCAGCGCCUGGAGCUCAGUGACCUGCAGGGCCUGGGGGAGCUGAGAAACCUCACCAUCGUGAAGAGUGGCCUCCGUUUUGUGGCGCCCGAUGCCUUCCAUUUCACAACUCGACUCAGUCGCCUGAAUCUGUCCUCCAAUGCUCUGGAGUCUCUCUCCUGGAAAACCCUGCAGGGCCUCUCCUUACAGGAGCUGGACCUGUCUGGAAACCCUCUGCACUGUUCCUGUGCCUUGUACUGGCUGCUGCGCUGGGAAGAGGAGGGACUAGGUGGAGUGGGUGCGCAGAGGCUGCAGUGUUCUGGGCCCAGGGACCAGCUCCUUGCCCUCAGGCACAACACCAGCUGCGGUGUGCCCUUGCUGAGGGUCCAGAUGCCCAAUACCACUGUGGAAGUAGGAGAUGACGUAUUGCUGCAGUGCCACGUGGAGGGGCGGGCCCUGCAGCAGGCCGGCUGGAUCCUUACUGAGCUGGAGGGUACAGCCACAGUGAUGAAAUCUGGGGAUCUGCCAUCCCUGAAGUUGACCCUGACCAAUGUCACCAGUGAUCUCAACAGGAAGAAUGUGACCUGCUGGGCAGAGAAUGACGUGGGCCGGGCUGAGAUCUCUGUCCAGGUCAACGUCUCCUUCCCAGCCAUUGUGCACUUGGGUGCAGCAGUGAGGCAGCACCAUUGGUGCAUCCCUUUCUCUGUGGACGGGCUGCCGGCACCCUCCCUGCGCUGGCUCUUCAAUGGCUCCAUGCUCAAUGAGACCAGCUUCAUCUUCACUGAGUUCCUGGAGUCAUCAUUGACCAAUGAGACUAUACGGCAUGGCUGCCUUCGCCUCAACCAGCCCACCCACGUCAACAACGGGAACUACACACUAGUGGCUGUCAAUCCUUACGGCCAGGUCUCCGCAUCCAUGAUGGCUGCAUUCAUGGACAACCCUUUUGAGUUCAACCCUGAGGAUCCCAUCCCUGACACUAACAGCACGUCCAGAGACCCAGUGGAAAAGAAGGACGAAACACCUUUUGGGGUCUCAGUGGCUGUGGGCCUGGCUGUCUUUGCCUGUCUCUUCCUUUCUGCACUACUCCUUGUGCUCAACAAAUGCGGACAGAGAAGCAAGUUUGGGAUCAACCGUCCGGCUGUGCUGGCUCCAGAGGACGGGCUGGCCAUGUCCCUGCAUUUCAUGACAUUGGGUGGCAGCUCUCUUUCCCCUACCGAGGGCAAAGGCUCGGGGCUCCAAGGCCACAUCAUCGAGAAUCCACAAUACUUCAGUGAUGCCUGUGUCCAUCACAUCAAGCGCCGGGACAUCGUGCUCAAGUGGGAGCUGGGCGAGGGCGCCUUUGGGAAGGUCUUCCUUGCUGAGUGCCACAAUCUGCUGCCUGAGCAGGACAAGAUGCUGGUGGCUGUCAAGGCACUGAAGGAGGUGUCCGAGAGUGCUCGGCAAGACUUCCAGCGUGAGGCUGAGCUGCUCACCAUGCUGCAGCACCAGCAUAUUGUGCGCUUCUUUGGGGUGUGCACCGAGGGCCGCCCACUGCUCAUGAUCUUUGAGUAUAUGCGACAUGGGGACCUAAACCGCUUCCUUCGGUCUCAUGGGCCCGAUGCCAAGCUGCUGGCUGGCAGGGAGGAUGUGGCUCCAGGCCCCCUGGGCCUUGGGCAGCUGCUGGCCGUGGCUAGCCAGGUUGCAGCAGGGAUGGUGUACUUGGCCAGUCUGCACUUCGUGCACCGGGAUCUGGCCACGCGAAACUGUCUGGUGGGUCAGGGACUUGUGGUCAAGAUUGGAGAUUUUGGCAUGAGCAGGGACAUCUACAGUACUGACUAUUACCGCGUGGGAGGUCGCACCAUGCUGCCCAUCCGCUGGAUGCCACCUGAGAGCAUCCUCUACCGCAAGUUCACCACCGAGAGUGACGUGUGGAGCUUUGGUGUGGUGCUCUGGGAGAUCUUCACCUAUGGCAAGCAGCCCUGGUACCAGCUCUCCAACACUGAGAGUAUCGAGUGCAUCACGCAGGGACGUGAGUUGGAGAGGCCGCGCGCCUGCCCACCAGAGGUCUACGCCAUUAUGCGGGGCUGCUGGCAGCGAGAGCCCCAGCAGCGCCACAGCAUCAAGGAUGUGCAUGACCGGCUGCAAGCCUUGGCCCAGGCGCCUCCUGUAUACCUGGAUGUCCUGGGUUAGAGGCUGGCCCAUGGGCUGGGGCCUGCCUCAGUCACCUCUUCAACUCCCAGCAGCAGCCCCAGGGUGAUCUCAAAGCAUCUAACUCACCCCCAGCAUGCAGAGGGGACAGAUAGGGGCUGGGAAUGGAGGAUGUUCCUUCUUCUUUAGGCCAGGUUCCAUCAUAGCAAUUAUAUUUAUUAUCCCU